AUGACGCAUUCCGUUUCUCAGACUAGCUUGUACCUAUUUAAGCCCGAUCCGGCGAUCAUCAGCACCUUGGAACUGCUGUAUUUUGAUUCACAGACGCUCGAGCAGAAAAGCAAGGACAAGGAGCCGUUGAGGAUCUCGCAGCCCCAUCAAAAGCAGGAGACUGGGAAACCCGAGGACGAUUUCGAGAGAUUCAACCGCAAGCGGUCAUCGGCCGGCUUGAGCACCGUCAGCGAAGAGCAGUUCGAGGACAUGAUGGACCAACUGAGUAUAUCCGGCUCGGAAAGCGAAUCUGAGGACGAAGACUCCAAUGUAAGCUAUUUGAAUACCCAGUCUCCAUUUAUUCUAUUCAGCAGUCCUCUGUUGGAUGCUGGGCUAUGUUUUGGAGCUUACAAGUCUGUACUAAAUGCCCAGAACGAAGAUCCGCUGGAAAAUCUUCGAAAGUUGGGAACUCUGGGCAAAGGCAAGAGUGCAUUAUUCAUGAUUGGUGGUGGUCACUUUGCUGGAGCCAUUAUUUCCCACGAGCAGAUCCCUACCAAAGGAAACCAUGGAUCACCUGAGGAGCUUGCAUUACAAAGUGUCCGUGUGCUGCAUCACAAAACAUUUCAUCGAUACACAACUAGACGGAAGCAGGGAGGAUCUCAAAAUGCAAGCGACAAUGCUAAGGGAAAGGCCAAAAGUGCCGGAUCUACUUUGAGAAGAUACAACGAACAGGCGUUGCAGCAAGAUGUUCGGGAUCUGCUUCUACAAUGGAAAUCUGAAUUGGCUGAAUGCGAAUAUAUUUUUAUAAGAGCUAGUGGACCGGCUUCGCACAAGACGAUGAUCGGGUUCGCCGACUCCCCGUUGGUUGGCUCCGAUCCACGGAUUCGCUACUUCCCGUUUGUUACCAAAAGACCAACAUCUGCAGAGUUGAAACGUGCUUGGCUUGAGUUGAGUCAUUUGAAAAUUCUUGAUCUCCCCAAAACACGAAAAGACGAGCUUGAAAAGGAGCACAAACAACAAGAAGCUUUGGCAAGAAGCAAAAUCCAAAAACAGACCGUGGUGAAAAAAGAGUCGGCCGAAGUUGGACUUUCAAGGGAAUUGGUUAGUCUGCUGAAGCGGUCCAAAGCUCCUGCCCUGAUUGCCUUUUUGAAGAAGAAUAAUGUGGAUGUCAAUAUGCAUUUGCAACCAGAUACAGAGUUUGGUAAUACUCCAACAAUGUUGCACUAUGCUGCUGCGAAUAAAUUAAGUCAUAUGUGUCAGGUGCUCAUGGUGAACCUGAAGGCAGAUGCCAGUUUGCAGAAUAAGAAUGGCCGUACCGCUUUUGAACUGGCUCCGCUGCAGACAAAAUAUACCUUUCAGGUUGCACGGCAAAUACUCGGGGAGGAUUAUUGCAAUUGGACGAAAACCCAUAUCAAGGAACCAAUGACCAGAGAGCAGGUCGACGAUCUGCUAAACAAGCAGAAACAGGAAGACCAAGAAUCAUCUCAAAAGCUUAUCCAAGAGCAGCUUGAGCUGUCCAAACAAGAAACCGAGCAAGAGCACACUCGAAAGUUUGGGCGCGGCAGCAUUUUAGGUAAUACCGAGCAGCAGAACUUGAGUACGCUGACGCCAGAACAGCGGAUGAAGGUGAUGAGAGAACAGCGCGCGCGCGCGGCAGAGGCACGGUUAGCUAACAAGUAG
This is a messenger RNA of Ogataea philodendri, 1659 nucleotides long. RefSeq lists its product as uncharacterized. Lineage: Eukaryota; Fungi; Ascomycota; Pichiomycetes; Pichiales; Pichiaceae. The record is from RefSeq and is a predicted model, not a curated record. The transcript has a single exon. Bases 1 to 1659 code for a protein of 552 amino acids.